GAGGGGGCGGCGCCGCGAGCCGGCUCCGGUGGCCUCCCGAGGGAGGAAGAGGAGGACGCGGGCGAGCUCAGAAUGGAAACAGACUGUAAUCCCAUGGAGCUCAGCAGCGUGUCGGGCUUUGAAGACAGCUCCGACCUCAAUGGGUUUGAAGGCGCCGACAUGAAAGACAUGAGGCUGGAGGCUGACGCGGUCGUCAACGACGUCCUCUUUGCUGUCAACAACAUGUUCGUCUCGAAAAGCCUGCGCUGUGCCGACGACGUGGCCUACAUCAACGUGGAGACGAAGGAGAGGAGCAGAUACUGCCUGGAGCUCACUGAGGCAGGGCUUAGGGUGGUAGGGUAUGCUUUUGACCAGGUGGAAGAUCAUUUGCAGACCCCCUACUACGAGACGGUCUACUCCCUGCUGGACACGCUCAGCCCCGCCUACCGGGACGCAUUUGGCAACGCGCUCCUGCAGAGACUGGAAGCCUUGCAGAGGGAUGGACAGUCCUGACGAGGGGCGGCUGGUGCAGGACGCUGCCCAGGAGCGUGAAAGGCGCGCCUAGGGUCAUUGUAGCAGACGCAUCUUUGUUUUGGUGUCUUUAUCACUUGCUUCAAAUUUAGGUGUUUGGCUCAGAACAUUACUGACUAAUGAAUUCUCCAAGCUUCUGAUUGGUUAUAAGAAUUCUGAGGCCAUCGCUACAGAAGACGUCGGGUUUUCUUCAUAUGAUAUCUCGGCACUUCAAAACCUAAUCAGUGUUGCAAUCUGUACGACAGGGCUUUGACGCUGCCAGCGCUCCUAGCGUAGGAGCUUCUAGAUUUGCACAGUAAGGUAGAAAUGCAGUGAUUUAACUUCAGAUUGGAUGCAGCCUGCCGAAUCGGGGGCUUACAACUAGCUUGGACUGACUAUAGUAAUUAUCUUGCUACUGGCCUUAUUGGAAACGAAUAAUCAACUAGUUUUCCCUGCACAAAUUUUGAAAUUCACUGCUUCACUUAAUGUAUUCAUAUUACUAAUAUGGAUGAAUAAAGAGGAAUUGAUUCUGUGUUAUUUAACUAGUAUUAAAGGAAGAACAGGGACUGAGCUAGUUCCGUGUUCCUUGUUUGCAACAGCCAGCCAACUCAGCCAAGGACAGACCGUUCACCAAUGAAUGUAGUAACUUCUCAUCCCCAAGAUAUCUAAGCACAUGAGUGAGUGCGGGAACAGGCCCCAUUCCUUUUCUUAACAGCAAAUAUCUUCCGCGUGUGUGAUUUAGAAGAAAGAAAUUUCUGGUUUCCUAAAAAAAAAAAAAAAAAAACCAAUAUUUUGGCCUGUGUUGGUUCUUAUUCCGAAUGUUUGUUUACACGAUGUACAGUUUAAAUAUUCAGAAAGUAUUUUUGCUUCCACAUUUACUUUGUACAGUGUGCUUUGGUAUUCCUGCACCCCUCCCCCGAUGCACAGUGCUGUCUCUGCUAAAUGGACGAUGUCACAGGAACGCAUUGUAUGGGUUUGAAACCAAAGGACGAAUGGAACAUUCAGAGACUUACAAUUUGAAAAAGGGAUACUCUGUAUUUUCUAUUUUAUUACAGGAACUUGAUAUUUAUACACUCUACCAUGCUGCUGCAUGUUCUCAAGUCCAUGAUUGACAAGGAGCACUGGAGAGUCGUUUUUCUAACAGUGCCCGAAGGCAGCUGCUGUAGGAAUGUCCAGAGCCUGCAUCUCAUCACUUGGUCACGGUGUAGAUCGUGGUGGGCUCAAGAUCAUGUGCACCAGAGCAAGGUGGAGUUCCGUUUGCGUCAUUCGUCAUUGUCAAACGUAAUUGGGAUGCUUUAAUUAUGUUUGAUGAUGCAUGUUCAUUCUCCACGUUAUUUUCAGAUGCUUUGCUGUUUGAGCAAUGAAGUCGAACUUCAGGUUAAACUUUCUCAUGCUUAAUCUCAGGCUAACUGUAAAUGAUAUUUGUAAAUUUUGAAUAAAGUUCUGUUUACUCACUUUAA
This is a messenger RNA of Ochotona curzoniae (black-lipped pika), 1949 nucleotides long. RefSeq names its product GSK3B interacting protein (gene GSKIP). NCBI's taxonomy places the organism in Eukaryota, Metazoa, Chordata, Mammalia, Lagomorpha, Ochotonidae. Gene Ontology annotation, cellular component: cytoplasm. The record is from RefSeq and is a predicted model, not a curated record. Bases 73 to 492 code for a protein of 139 amino acids. Gene Ontology annotation, molecular function: kinase regulator activity; protein kinase A binding. Gene Ontology annotation, biological process: regulation of canonical Wnt signaling pathway. The transcript has 3 exons.